Messenger RNA from Trichomonas vaginalis G3, 393 nucleotides. Its product is annotated as phage tail repeat-like family. The transcript has a single exon. Bases 1 to 393 code for a protein of 130 amino acids. NCBI's taxonomy places the organism in Eukaryota, Parabasalia, Trichomonadida, Trichomonadidae. The record is from RefSeq and is a predicted model, not a curated record.
AUGAACUCUACCAGACCAGAAGUAGUACUUGGUUUUGGAACUUGGACUCAAAUAGUCGACAGGUUUUUGUAUUGUGCAAACUCUUCAAAGGAAACAGGUGGAAGUAAAACGAUUUCAGGUGAAAACUUACCUGCACACAGUCACUACAUAGAUUUAAGUACAGCUGAAGCAGGUUGGCAUAAACAUAGAUUUUGGGAUUGGUCAGCAAUGAAAAAAGGUAAAGGAUACGAUGUUAAAGACGACGUUCAGUUUGCUAUAAAUUGUUACUGGGAUGACACUCAGGGAGAAGGAAACCAUACACAUUUCGUUUCAGGAUAUACACAAACAACGGGACAGAGUAAAGACUACAUGCCACCUUACAUGACAGUUUACGCAUGGUAUAGAAUUGCUUAG